This is a messenger RNA of Trichechus manatus latirostris (Florida manatee), 7282 nucleotides long. RefSeq names its product inhibitor of Bruton tyrosine kinase (gene IBTK). Gene Ontology annotation, biological process: negative regulation of protein phosphorylation. Gene Ontology annotation, molecular function: protein tyrosine kinase inhibitor activity; protein kinase binding. The transcript has 29 exons. Bases 548 to 4603 code for a protein of 1351 amino acids. NCBI's taxonomy places the organism in Eukaryota, Metazoa, Chordata, Mammalia, Sirenia, Trichechidae. The record is from RefSeq and is a predicted model, not a curated record. Gene Ontology annotation, cellular component: nucleoplasm; cytoplasm.
UUCCGGGUUCCUGUAGUCGCGGCUGUGGUUGCAGCCGCCUCCGCAGCAGAGCCGGCUCUGGGGACUGGCCCCCCUGGCGCUUUUCAGUCUCUCUUGUUGCUUUCACUGAGGAUGAGUCCCUGCGCAGCUGUGUGCCCACACCGCGGAGACCAGCGGCGCAGUUUCAUCUAGCGACUGGUCACCGUUGCAAUUAUGGAUAUUUAAAAAGAUUAGACAGUGUGGAGGGGGAGUUCCCCUCCUCACUCCCCCUUGGUGCUUGACUCUAGGAAUAAUUUAUAAACUGUGGAAAGUUUUAAAAAAUAUAUAUUUGAUACAAACUUUAUAAUAGAGCUAUUUUUAAUUUUUUUGAUUUAAGUGCCAAAAUAAAUUGUACAAAGAUAAAUAGUUUUAUACUAUUGCCAUGAGGAUUUAAAUUAUAAUCCCAAAAAGGCUGUUUAUUGUCUAUAAUUCAUCUUGAAUAGCACCUUUGUGUCCUGGCAUUUUCAUUUUUUAAAACUUUGUCUUAGCUGACUAUUUUGAAGAAGUAAGCAGCAUAAACAAUAUUAGGAUGAAUUCUUCUAUCCCUGACUGCACAUCAAAGUGUCGAUCCCUGCAGCAUGCUUUGGACAUCCUUUCUGUGAUAACAAAGGGGAGUGAAGGCCAGAUUAAGGCUUUUCUCUCUAGUUAUUGUUACAAUGCUACAACUAUCAAGGAUGCCUUUGGCAGGAAUGCCCUCCACCUGGUUUCUUCUUGCGGCAAGAAAGGAGUGUUAGAUUGGCUUAUUGAGAAAGGAGUGGAUCCUUUGGUGAAAGACAAGGAGUCAGGAUGGACAGCUUUGCACAGAAGCAUUUUUUAUGGACAUAUUGACUGUGUUUGGUCUCUGUUGAAGCAUGGUGUUAGUCUGUAUAUCCAAGAUAAAGAAGGUUUGUCAGCUUUGGAUCUUGUAAUGAAGGAUAGACCAACUCAUGUAGUAUUCAAGAAUACUGAUCCUACAGAUGUCUAUACUUGGGGAGAUAAUACAAAUUUCACCCUGGGUCAUGGAAGCCAAAAUAGCAAACAUCAUCCAGAGUUGGUGGAUCUGUUCUCCAGGAGUGGAGUUUAUAUCAAGCAGGUGGUGCUUUGUAAAUUUCACUCAGUGUUUCUGUCUCAGAAAGGGCAGGUUUAUACCUGUGGUCACGGUCCUGGAGGACGCUUAGGACAUGGAGAUGAACAGACAUGCUUGGUCCCCAGGCUUGUGGAAGGACUGAGUGGUCACAAUUGUUCCCAAGUGGCAGCUGCCAAGGAUCAUACUGUUGUAUUAACUGAAGAUGGAUUUGUUUAUACAUUUGGUCUAAAUGUUUUUCAUCAGUUAGGGCUUGUUCCCCCACCUCCAAGUUGUAAUGUACCCAGACAGAUGCAGGCAAAAUAUCUGAAAGGGAAAACAAUCAUUGGAGUAGCAGCAGGCAGGUUUCAUACAGUGCUGUGGACAAGAGAAGCUGUGUACACUAUGGGACUGAAUGGUGGGCAGCUGGGUUAUUUACUGGAUCCCAAUGGAGAAAAAUGUGUAACUGCUCCUCGUCAAGUUUCUGCUCUUCAUCAUAAGGAUAUUGGCCUGUCCUUGGUUGCUGCAAGUGAUGGGGCCACCGUCUGUGUAACCACAAGGGGAGAUAUUUACUUACUUGCAGACUAUCAGUGCAAGAAGAUGGCUUCUAAACAACUAAACUUGAAAAAGGUUCUUGUUUCUGGAGGGCGUAUGGAGUACAAGGUUGAUCCUGAACAUCUGAAAGAAAAUGGGGGUCAGAAAAUUUGCAUUCUCGCAGUGGAUGGAGCGGGAAGGGUGUUUUGCUGGAGAUCAGUUAGCAGUUCUCUGAAGCAGUGUCGGUGGGCCUAUCCACGCCAGGUCUUCAUUUCUGAUAUUGCUUUAAAUAGAAAUGAAAUUCUGUUUGUCACACAAGAUGGGGAAGGAUUUAGAGGGAAAUGGUUUGAAGAAAAAAGAAAGAGUUCUGAAAAGAAAGAGAUUUUAUCAAACCUUCAUAAUUCCUCAUCAGAUGUGUCUUGUGUUUCUGAAGUAAAUAGCGUAUAUGAAAGAAUUCGACUUGAGAGACUUCCUUUUGCCCAUAGAGCUGUUAGUGUCAGCACAGAUCCAAGUGGGUGCAACUUUGCAAUCCUGCAGUCAGAUCCUAAAACAAGCCUUUAUGAAAUUCCAGUUGUGUCCUCAUCAUCGCUUUUUGAAGAGUUUGGCAAACUGUUAAGGGAAACAGAUGAAAUGGACAGCAUCCACGAUGUGACAUUUCAAGUUGGCAAUAGAAUCUUCCCUGCACAUAAAUAUAUUUUGGCUGUGCGUUCUGACUUUUUUCAGAAAUUGUUUAUUUCAGAUGGUACUACUUUAGACUUUGCAGAUGUUUACCGGAAAGAUGAAGAUUCUGUAGGAUGCCAUCUCUUUGUGGUAGAGAAAGUUCAUCCUGACUUGUUUGAAUACCUUUUACAAUUUGUAUACACAGACACUUGUGACUUUUUAACUCAUGGCUACAAACCAAGAAUACACUUAAACAAAAAACCAGAAGAAUAUCAGAAUGCUCCGAAUUCUCAUUUGAAUAAAAUGAAUUGCCAUGAAGAUAAUAAUCAGAAGUCAACAUUUGAAGUUUAUAAAAGUAAUCAAGCUCAAACAAUUAGUGAAAGGCAGAAAAGAAAACCUAAGUCUUCCAAGAAAGGAAAAAGUGUUGGGGAAGAUGAUCCUGUAAGAAUGUUGCAAAAUGUUGCAAAAAAAUUUGGCUUCAAUAAUUUGAGUAGUAGGUUAGAUGGAGUCAGAUUUGAAAAUGAAAAAAUUAAUGUUAUUGUCAAGAAAACUGGUAAUAAACCAAAGCUAAAUCAGAAAAAAUGUUCAUUUCUGUGUGAUGUGACUAUGAAAUCAGUGGAUGGAAAGGAAUUUCCUUGUCAUAAAUGUGUUCUUUGUGCCAGACUAGAAUAUUUUCAUAGUAUGCUGAGUAGCUCAUGGAUUGAGGCCUCCAGUUGUGCGGCUCUAGAAAUGCCAAUACAUUCUGACAUACUGCAAGUUAUUUUGGACUACCUCUACACUGACGAAGCUGUGGUGAUAAAAGAAUCUCAAAAUGUGGAUUUUAUUUGUAGUGUUCUUGUGGUGGCUGAUCAGUUUCUCAUAACUCGAUUGAAAGAGAUUUGUGAAGUAGCAUUAACUGAAAAACUUACCCUUAAAAAUGCUGCUAUGCUACUGGAAUUUGCAGCCAUGUAUAAUGCUGAACAAUUGAAACUGUCUUGUUUACAGUUUAUAGGACUGAAUAUGGCAGCUUUGCUUGAAGCAAGGUCUCUUGAUGUUUUAAGUGAUGAUGUUUUGAAGGAUCUUUCUGUGUUUUACCGAAAAAUGAUCCCAGCAAUGGAUAGGAGGGUUAUUACACCAUAUCAAGAUGGACCAGAUAUUAGUUAUUUGGAAGUAGAAGAUGGAGAUAUCUUUUUGAAAGAAGAAAUAAAUAUGGAACAAAAUUAUUUGGAAACUAUGUUCAAGAAGGUGAAAACAAAAGCAAAAAAGAAGCCACGUAAGCGUUCAGAUAGUUCUGGAGGUUAUAACCUUUCAGAUGUUAUUCAGAGUCCACCAUCCACAGGAUUAGUAACAUCUGGUAAGACCUAUUCUGUGGAAUCUCUCUCAGAACUAUUGACAUCAGACUCCGAAGGAAGCUAUGCAGGAGUGGGUAGUCCUAGAGAUUUACAGUCCCCUGAUUUCACAACAGGAUUUCAUCCAGAUAAGAUUGAGGGAAAAGUUAAACCGUAUGUUAAUGGCACACCUCCUACAUAUUCUAGGGAAGAUUUAAAAUCAUGGGAAAAAUCACCAGUACUUAAAACAUCUGCUCCACAGCCCAUUCCCAGUAACACAAUUGAUAAUACAAGCUCUUCCAGUUGGGUUGUUGGCUCUUUCAGUCCUGUCAGUCCUCCUGUCAUGGAUCUCAGAACCAUCAUGGAAAUUGAAGAAAGUAGACAAAAAUGUGGAGCUACACCAAAGACAAAUUUGGGCAAAAUGAUUUCUCAUGGAAUCAAACUUUCUCAGAAGCAAAGAAAAAUGAUCGCAGUGACUACCAAAGAAAACAAUUCAGGAAUGAAUAGCAUGGAAACAGUUUUAACCACUCCUUCAAAAUCCCCCAAACCAGUGAAUGCAUGGGCAUUUUCUCUACAUUCAGUUUCAUCCAAGUCAUUCUGGGAUUUUUCACUAGACGAAAAAAAAUCUGUUACUGGCCAUAGUUCAGGAGAUCAUGUCAAAAAAAUUUGUUUUAAAGGAAUUGAAAGUUCCCAGGAUCCAAAAGUCAUAAGAUACCCUACCCAAGGUACUCCAGGCGAAGGCAACCAUAUUUCAGAUUUACCACUUCAAGACAGUGCCAAUCCUUGGCUGUCUUCUUCGUUGACUGGUCCUUCGGUAGCCCCAGUCACUUUCGCAUCUAUUGUAGAAGAAGAGCUACAACAAGAAGCAGCUCUUAUCAGAAGUCGAGAAAAACCCUUGGCUCUGAUUCAGAUUGAGGAGCAUGCUAUACAAGAUUUAUUGGUCUUCUAUGAGGCACUUAGCAACCCUGAUGAAUUUGUCAUUGUUGAAAGGACACCUCAGGGACCACUGGCAGUACCUAUGUGGAAUAAGCAUGGCUGCUAGUCCACUGUGGAGUUGAGAUGCAUUUUUCAUAAUCAUGAUUGUUAACAUAUUAAAAAAAAAAAGCUAUGGAAAAGAGUUCUUACACAUUUGGUAACAGGUCAUUAUAGAUAGAAUAAGAAAAGUUCUAAUUUCUUUACUGUAGUUUAAGCAUAUAAUGAUUGUAUGAUUAAAAAUAAAUUCUUCAGAGUUGUGAUUUUAGUAACUUUUCAUGUAAAAAUGUACGGAAGGAGAAACUUACUAAGUUUAAAUAGAAUUGUCUCUUCUGAAUAAUCUUGCAAAGGAAAAUAUGAAUGAUUGAAGUGUAAAAUUUGAGUGAUGCAUUAAAAAUAACUUUUCCAUUUGUUAAUUUGGUAUAAAUAAUUUAGAAGAUGUUUGCCAGAUACCUGUUGUCACUCUUCUUUUUUCAUGACAUUGAUGAGCUUAAAGUAGGGGCAUCAAUCUUUACUCCUGAUCCAUUAAUGGCCAGAAUUUUGUGUUUGCUAUAAUAGCUAUUAUGUCUCCAUUCUUGUGUCUUUUUUAUUAGGCUGUGAGUGUUCUAGGUCUAUUUAAAGCCUGAAUUGCUCAAAUGCCAUAUUAUUGGAGUUUGGACAGCACAUUCUCCAUUUUGCAUUAAGCUAUGGAGUAGAAUGGAAAGUAAAUAUGAAUACUAUUCUAAACAGCUUAGGGUAAGACAACUUGUUUCUUUAUAAGAUUUGGAGUCGUUUUUUUGUUUUUCUUUCUUUUUUUGAUGUGGGGGGGAGCCUUUUAAAAGCCUAAUUGUGAGAGAUCCAGUUUCUCAAAGUGUUAAAAUUUUCUAUAAUAAAUGCUUAAUUAUAUAUACAUGAAAUGAAUUGUUUGGAAGAAGACUGGUUUAUAGUUACUUACACACUAUUACAUAACCAGAAAUUCUCUAAUUUUGGGUUAUACGAAUAGACAUAAAAAUUGCUUGUUUUCUUUACAGUGUGCUGUUUGGCUUGUUUUUGAGUGGUUAACUUUUAAAAAAAAAAAAACUAAUGAUAAAUCUGCGCUCCAGCAUCUAAAUAAAUUGGGAAAGUUAAUGUUUCAGAUUCUGGAAGAUAAGCCUAGGGGAAUAGACAGGCAAUUCAUUGCUGUAAUUCAGUUGAUGGAAAUAUAGCUAAAAGUAACUCAAUAUUUCAGGUUUAGCUCUACUCAAAAGAAGCAAACAUGUAAGCAAAUGUGCAAUAAAAAGUAAUCUCGAUCCAUGUCAUUUUUAAUGUGUGUUUGUUAUCUUGCACUGUAUUGACAUCUAUCUUAGGAGGAAUUACUAAUUUGUCCUAUACUAAUAGUUAGAAUAUGUUUAAGUUGAUGCUUUUUCCAUUUAGACUGCUUAAAAAAGGCAGUUUUCCAAAUAAGCACCAGCAAAAAGUUUUAUAUUAUGUGCAUUUGAGUAAAUUAGGAAGAUAGGAAUUGUACAUAUUUUUAAUAGAUGUUCCAGUAAAGAGCCUUUAUGAAGUAUUUAAUUUAUUUCUUUAAAAGCUUCAAUUCUUCCAUUUUUCUUUAAUAUCUAAGGAUACUAGAAAGUGCUAAUUUUCAUGUUAUACUCCAUGCUACCUGGGAAACAUGUCCAGGGACCUUUGUAGAAUGAGGUGUGAAGGAGGAGGGACAAGGGCUGUGGGACUUUAGACUUUUCCAAACUGUAACCAGAGCAUCUUAUGAUUAGUUUUAUGUAGUAUUUUAUUUGGAAAAAAGGGUUCUUUUGCUAAUAAAAUGAAAGAAAAGUACUGCUAUGAACUAUAAUUAUUCAUAAAUGAUUCCAUGAAGGUAGCCAUCUAAUACAUUGUCACCAAAAAGCCCAAGAAAAAAAAAUUUUUUUCUCAUCUGACAGUAUUAUUAUUCUGAUUGCAAUAAUUCAUUCUUCUCUAAUGCCAGGACUUCAAGAAAGGCCUAAUAGAAUUGAAGAAAACCCAGAAGUGGAAAAUUUCGGUGAUCAGUGGGACAGAGAGGUUUUUAAGAUUGACCAAAACAAUCAUAGAACUCUUCAGCCUGGAAAGGUGAUAGUUGGGUGGGGAAGGGUGGUGGAGGUGGGUGAUGUCACAGGUUUAAAAUUUGCAAAAUCAGGAAGACUGUCAAUCAGGUAAAGUCAAAUUUGUUGACAAAUACUAGGAUUUAGGAGAUAAGAGAUUUAUUCUCUGAAGAAACUGACUUUCAGAGGCUUUAGUUUAAUAGACACAUAGACAGUUUUAGAUAAAUUUUAAACUCUAGGACUAAUUUAGUUUCAACUUCAGAAACCUGACUUUACCCGACUCAGCUUCAGAAAGCUGGCCACCUCUGAUACAAGAUUGGAAUAGCCUCUUAUGGAGAAUCUGAACACCCCAGAGAAAGUUAUUGACAUUUGCGGGUCCCUAGUAGUAAUGGAAUUGGUUACCUAGCCACUCAACAUGAAGUCCACCAGUUGAGGAUUGCUCCCUGGUCCUCUCUCCCUGUCCAAAACUUUCAGCUUCUUGGAGCCUAACUCAUAAAUAUGAAUGGACAUCCAAGGAUCACCAGAUAUUUAAGGAAAAUCUUCAAUGUGAAAAGAAACCCACUCAAAAAAAAAGGAUAAAAGAAACCUACUUGACACAGAGAUAAUAUAAAGAGCAGAAGAAAACUUGAAAGAAUCUAUAAUUAAUAAUUUUAAAUAGAUACGAGAAGACAUUACGUCUAUAAAAUGAGAAAAGAAUGCUAUUAAAAAAAAAAAAA